UUUCCGUCGUUUUCCAUUUCUCUACAAAAACUGUGUAAAAUCCGUCAAUUUCUCCUCCAUUUUCACUCUCAAAUCUCAAACUCCAAUGGACGAAAGUCAUCCUUUCUCUAUACCCAAUUCAGCUCCAUCUCUGAAGCAGAAGUUGAAGAACUCCCUUUGCUUCUCCUGUUGCUUCCCUCACCGCCACCCUUCUCCUCCGCCUCCGCCGUCAUCCUCCGAUGAGAAUCCGGCGCUGAUUUGGGAACCCAAUAACCUGCCGAAUUUGAAAGAAAAGGUUUUAAUGGUUUUCAACUUCGGAUCGAACCGGCACAAGAGAAACUCCUCCACUGAGCAGUUCCGUUAUGAUCCGUUGAGUUACUCGCUGAAUUUCGAAGAUGGGUUUGAUGAUGAAGAAGCCCCUUUGGUUUUUAAAAUAUUAGGUGGUUCGGGCACGUGCAAAGAAGAAGCCCAGAUGGUUGCCUUGGCGGGUUCGAGAAGAGGCAGACGGCGGCCUAAGAAGUAUUGGGGAGAAGUGAUCAGGCGGGACAUGGCGUGGCUUAGAUUUCCGAGGACAUGGCCCUUAAUAGGAAGGUGUGGAGAUCGAGCAUUAUGGUGUUAGGAUAGGAGGCAGCUGAUAAAGUUCGUCCGUGGGGGAGGCUGGUUUGAUAAGGUUGGGUCCUAGGCUGUUACCGAUUAUUGUUGUGUCCACACUAUUCUUUCGUUUUUCAUAGUAUCGGGCUUUAUGCACUAGUUUUUGUUAUUAUUUCUCAUCUAUUUUCUGGUUCUUAUGCUGUUGUUAUUGCUCAUAUGGUUCUGUUGAUGGUACUGACAUUUUGUC
Nicotiana attenuata is the source of this 817-nucleotide messenger RNA. RefSeq lists its product as uncharacterized. The transcript is spliced from 2 exons. Lineage: Eukaryota; Viridiplantae; Streptophyta; Magnoliopsida; Solanales; Solanaceae. The record is from RefSeq and is a predicted model, not a curated record. Bases 86 to 598 code for a protein of 170 amino acids.